UUCCAUUGUUGUUGUUAUUCGCUCCCUCAUUUCUUGUGCUCUUGAAUAAAAAAAUGGUUUUUGUCAAGAAUUGGGAGGACUUUGAGAUUGCCGCCGAGAACAUGUAUAUGGCGAAUCCACAAAACUGCCGCUACACAAUGAAAUACGUUCAUUCCAAGGGCCACAUACUGCUGAAAAUGACGGACAAUGUAAAGUGCGUACAGUACAAAGCGGAAAACAUGCCCGAUCUGAAGAAAAUCGAAAAGAUCACCAGCAACUUGGUUGGACACAUGGCCUCGAAGGAGUAAAAGUCGAACAACAACAAAACAUUUGGCCACGGCGGCACUUUGGGCCGCAGGUUUGCUUAGCUCCACCGCGUGUGCGGUUCCAUUUGUGCCGUCCUCCACCUGCAAUUGAUUUAGUUUAUAAGCGCACCGCUGGCCACAUUCCGGCGUGGCGAUCAGAGUAGUUUUUCCUGUUUAAAUAACAUUUUAUAAAUGUUAGCUCUGUACAUGCCGGGGCUCCCACAGGCAGUUGGCUGGCGGCGCACAAGGAUUUUUGAAAAGUAACAAUUUAAUUUUUGUAUUUAUCUUAAUGUAAAUGGUCAGUAGUACACAUUUCCAUGAAAUGGUUUCCUUAAAAUGAAAAUAAACCAAGGGAAAACGUAUAAAUUG
Molecule: messenger RNA, 653 nt
Organism: Drosophila subobscura
Lineage: Eukaryota; Metazoa; Arthropoda; Insecta; Diptera; Drosophilidae
Gene: Srp9
Product: signal recognition particle 9 kDa protein
Exons: 2
Coding region: 54-287 (77 amino acids)
Biological process (GO): negative regulation of translational elongation; SRP-dependent cotranslational protein targeting to membrane
Cellular component (GO): signal recognition particle, endoplasmic reticulum targeting
Molecular function (GO): 7S RNA binding
Source: RefSeq, a predicted model, not a curated record